CGUAGGGCUAUGACUUAGCAUUUAUGAAGACGGUCUGUUCAAUUCUCGUCGUGUUAUGAUUGUGUUUUUGUCCUUAGAGAAACACACUGUCAGUGUGUAGCAGACUGGUAUAGCUGGUGAAUAAUACAGGCAUCUACGUAAAGAGCCGCUGCACGAGAAGUUAAGCAUCCCAGUCAGCAAUCGGAUAAUUAUCAACACCGUUUGAUUACCUCCCAUCUGUGUGUUGCAUUUCAUUACUUCCCCUGGGCGAGCUAACAUGGAAGUUAGGCCUACACGACAACUCGUAAUCACAGGGAUCAUUUUUGCCCUCAAUUUUUACGCUAGCGGCUACCAGACGGGAGCCCCCAUGAGCACAUGUCUAACCAGAUAUCCCAAGCAUGGAGCCAGUACUCAGCAGCAGCCAGUACCCUUCAUAAUUCAGCUCUCCCAGUCAACAUACACAGCCGGCACUGAGCAGUUGAUCAAUGUCACCGUACGCGGCACGGCUGGCCACGGGUUCAAAGGUCUGCAAAUGGCCGCUUUCAAGGCCAGCAACGAGGAGGAGGCGGUGGGAACGUUCCAGACUUUUGAUGCAACCAAAUACCGAGCCUUCACGUGUCAUGGGGGCUAUAAGGACAGUAUGAUAACCCACAUCAACAAUUUAAGUUUUGAAUGA
Molecule: messenger RNA, 655 nt
Organism: Physella acuta
Lineage: Eukaryota; Metazoa; Mollusca; Gastropoda; Physidae
Product: putative defense protein 3
Cellular component (GO): membrane
Source: RefSeq, a predicted model, not a curated record